CAGGAAAGAAGAGAGGGGGAGAAGGACCUACCCAGACAAAGGAAUAAGAGAGGGGGACUCAGUGCUGUUGACGAUUGUGGCUAGGCGAGUAGCAAUACAAAGCGUUCUUUGCAGCAAACAGGUUCACGUGUUAAUUUCUAUAUCAACAGGUUAUGGGCCCAGCUGUACGCACAGCUAACAGCUACUCUGUCUGAACAAUUAUUUUUUUUUGUGUGUGUCCCCGGCUAACUGUUCCCAAGAAAUUAGAAAUUCUUUUCUGGAGUGAUGGAGAAAGAUGGCCGCCGCCAUGUUGUAUGGUGUCUGAAUGGGAAAAACUACGCGUCUUGGAAAUUUGGAAUGAAGCUGGCGUUACAAAGUGUUGAGCUUUGGGAAGUCGUGAACGGGACUCAACGGCAACCUGCUGAAAGACGCAAUGCUGACCAGGUGAUUGAAAAUGCAGCUGAUAUAACCAACUGGAACAAGAGAAAUACCACGGCAAUGCAGAACAUAUUUGGCGCCAUCAAAGAAGACCAAUCAAGGAUCCUGAUGUCUUGUAGCACAGCCCAAGAGAUGUGGAUGAAAUUGGAGACUGAGUAUGAAGAAGAUGCCGCAGACAAUGCACCUCUAUUGUGGACAAAGUUCUAUGGAUGCACAUUUCGACCAAGCCAAAGUGUAUCAAGCUUCCUGACUGAGUUGGAACAGAUAGCAUUCCGUCUGAAGAGCCUCAACAUAGCUAUUGAUGAUAAUCAAAUAAUGGCAAAGAUACUCAUGUCGCUUCCUCCAGAGUUCCGUGUUUUUGCCUUUGCAUGGGACAGCACGCCUGUUGCAGAGAAAACUCUCAAGAAACUGACUACUCGCCUUAUAGCAUUGGACAAGAGCCUGCGCAACGACGAAGAAGCAAAAUCGACAUCUGAUACUGCCUAUCUCAGUAAGCCGAACAGAGAUGAAUCACAGCACAAAGAGCAAGCACUUCCUGCCCAGUACGGUCAGAACAAAGGAAAAAGCCACCCUUCCAGUCAACAUGCUGGUAUACCGAGAACAUGCUGGGAGUGCAACUCCACUACGCAUGUUAGAGCUCAAUGCCGUCAAUACAAACGCCGGCGUGAGAGAGAAGGAGAAGAAGCGGACAGAAAAAGGAAGCGUUACGAUCGACAUGACAGAAGAGAUGAUAAACUAUGUAAGCUCCCAGGAGCAACUGGCCGAUGCACUCACGAAACCCCUGGCUGCUCCACGCUUCAAGUAUCUCCGUGACAAGAUUGGCGUUCGGGGUGUAGGGGAGGUGUAACUGAAGAGUUAAAGGAGGCUGAUAUUUCUUUUCUUAUUAUUUGUCUUGUGACACUGAACCUAGUAUUUAUGUCUGAUUCAAAUAUGCUGUGUAUUCUGUGCUCAUGUUUAUUUUUGGGGGUCCAGUUUGAGGGGAGGUGUUGAGUAUAAAAGAUAAACAAACUGGACAGUGCGGCAACGCAGGAUAGCCAGGAAAGAAGAGAGGGGGAGAAGGACCUACCCAGACAAAGGAAUAAGAGAGGGGGACUCAGUGCUGUUGACGAUUGUGGCUAGGCGAGUAGCAAUACAAAGCGUUCUUUGCAGCAAACAGGUUCACGUGUUAAUUUCUAUAUCAACAGGGUGGAAGUCGGCCAUUUUGGAAAUAAAAUAUUUCGAGCUGAAAUUCACUGCUGCUUAAAGUUAUUGUUUCUUUGUGAGGGCGGAAUUUGUUUUUUUCUUCUUUUCUAUCCAUUGAGAGAGAGAUGGAAGAGGACCAGCUGUUGACGUGUGCAGAUACAAACAAAAAGAGGAUGAAAACCCCCAGCAACAUGGGCCUAUGUGUGUAUAUAUUUACCGGCUGCCCAGACCAAAAUAAUAUAAUGGCCACCGGAAUCCCCUAUAUCCUUUGACUGAGCUUGGGAACAAAAAAAAAAUUGGAAUAGAAUUUUAAUAUCCAUCAAAGUUUAGUGGCAUUUCACUAGACAAACACAAAAAUCUUGUUGCUAGGGGGAAAUAUGACUCACCAUGACG
Molecule: messenger RNA, 1992 nt
Organism: Daphnia pulex (common water flea)
Lineage: Eukaryota; Metazoa; Arthropoda; Branchiopoda; Diplostraca; Daphniidae
Exons: 2
Coding region: 265-1230 (321 amino acids)
Source: RefSeq, a predicted model, not a curated record